Mercenaria mercenaria is the source of this 1208-nucleotide messenger RNA. RefSeq lists its product as uncharacterized. The coding region runs from base 188 to 649 and encodes 153 amino acids. The transcript is spliced from 2 exons. Lineage: Eukaryota; Metazoa; Mollusca; Bivalvia; Venerida; Veneridae. The record is from RefSeq and is a predicted model, not a curated record.
GGGAAAUCAAGAAGUCUAGAAGUCUGUGUGCAUGUAUUUAUAUAUAAUUUUGAUAUUGAGAUUUACUUCCGGAUUACGAGUCGUCAGGUUGUUGAUUGUGAUGGAAAAAUGCCAAUUGAUUUAACUCCACAGUGUUAAUACAGAGAUAUUAAAAACACCUUUUCGUCGCUUUAUUUCAUAUGUGAAAAUGGGCGUUCUCAAGGAAAUUGUUUACAGACUUUUCAUCUUUGUCGUUAUUAUUCGACAUUUGGCUGCCAGCGAAUAUACAUGUGUGUCGGCUGAUCAGGACCAAUUACAGUGCAGUUAUGGGUGUUGUGAAGAAGACGGCACGGUCACCUGUUGCAAGUUAUUACCAGUUGAUGUACGAACAAUUGUCAUAGGGAUAGGAUUUCUAUGUACGGCUGUUUUACUGAUUGCCGUUAUGGCAAAAUACAAUACUGUUGGCCCAGAGACUAGGGGAAAUGAUAAAGAUAGCGCAGAGACUGAGAAAAAAGAUGGAGAUAGCCAAACGACUGGAAAUAAUGAUGGUAUUUUCAAAGGUUCUCCAGAUAUAGAGGAGCAAAAUCCGAGGUGUUGCUUUUGCAAAAUAAUAGCAGGUGAUAUUAACUGUAAAUGUAUCCUUGCGUUUUGUCCACGGGAGUCAACUUGAUUUUGGAUUAAUAUCUGUUUGUCUGACAUGCCCCGCGACAUAAAGGGACAAUUAUUACGGCUCUUGCAUAAACACGUUAAAGUUAAAAUCUAAAUUCUGGAUAUGGAGUUAUAAAUUUUGAUAAUUUAAUUAAAGGGACUAUCCUCCAGAUCGUUCGACAACAAGAAAAAAUACUUUUAUAGAUAUCUGGAAAUAAAUGCUAUAUUUCUUAAGAAGGCUUUAAAACUUAAUUACUGACAAAGUUUAACUAUAUAUUACGGAAAUACUUGAGAAUUUGCUGUUUUUUUACUUUAUAUGAUGAAAAUAUAAAUUCGAAAAGCGAUUGUAACGCUUUACUCAGGGUAAACUGUCUCGAUUAUAAAAAAAAAUCUAUAUUUUGAAGUCAUAAUUCACUUAUUCCGCUAUAGCGCUAUUGGUUUCGACGAAAUAUUUUAGACACAAAAACACAUCUUCUAGUAUUAACAAACUUCAAUUUGAGAGAAAGAUUAUUUUUAGCCAAAUCUGGAGGUCAUUAAUUACAUAUUUUAAAAAUACGUUGAGUAAUGGGAAUUAUAUGCUU